AUGACAAAAGCAAGCACCUUGUCUUCCCACACUGCUGGUGCAACCAAGAAAACAGUCAAAUACAUGCAGGCUUCAUACUAUUUCAGAUUCAACAUGUUGUUUGCAUCUGUUCCCAUCUGCAUUGUUGGAUUUAUAGCUAAUGCAAUUGUCUUGUGCCUUUACUGCUGCAAGAUCAAAAAGCCAAAGUUAGGCCCAUAUUUUUUAAAUGUGACCUUUGCAAACCUUAUUAUAAUUGUGUGCAACCUUGAAGUGGCUGCUUAUUUUAUCGGAGACAUCAAAACCCCUGCAACACUCCAACGUCUAACAGAGAUGCUUCAUAUUUUUGCAUAUGACACCACCUUAUAUAUCUUCACAGCUCUCACCGCUGAAAGGUUUGUCACUGUCUAUUUCCCAGUCUGGUGGCAACAUCACCGGUUCAAUAAUUUCUCUGUCUCAAUGUGUGCGAUUUUGUGGGUCAUUUCUGGCCUGGAGUCAAUUGUGGCAUAUUUUUCCUGCUAUCCAAGAUACGAAACCAUUAAUGAUGACAAUGCCACCUGUACAAUUGCAAAUAUAGUGGAAGGCACCAUGGAAAUAAUAAUUUUUUCCCCCAGCUUGCUCUUCUUCACUUUGGCCAUUUGGAUCAAAAAGCGAAGACGUCUAGCAAGACUUGACAUCACCAUUGUAGUCAUAGCUAUUCUGAUUCUGGUUCUCAGUGUCCCAGGUCGAUUACUUCAUACUACUUCAUUUUGGGUGGAAUCAAUGGACUGGUUUCUGAUUACGACCACUGCUCUGUUACUGGAUUCUUGUACCUGCAGCAGCAUUCCUUUUGUAUUCUUCAUUGUUGGAAGCUGGAAGAGGCAGAAAGCCUUUGAACCCUUCUAUAUGUUUCUUGAGAGGGCUUUAAAGGAUAAUGAAGACACAUCAGAGCCAACAGCAGCGGACCAGGAGCAGGCAUGACAAUAUCCUUGGCCUC
Messenger RNA from Lacerta agilis (Sand lizard), 952 nucleotides. RefSeq names its product proto-oncogene Mas-like. Gene Ontology annotation, cellular component: membrane. The transcript has a single exon. Gene Ontology annotation, biological process: G protein-coupled receptor signaling pathway. NCBI's taxonomy places the organism in Eukaryota, Metazoa, Chordata, Lepidosauria, Squamata, Lacertidae. The coding region runs from base 1 to 936 and encodes 311 amino acids. The record is from RefSeq and is a predicted model, not a curated record. Gene Ontology annotation, molecular function: G protein-coupled receptor activity.